Messenger RNA from Scomber japonicus (chub mackerel), 549 nucleotides. Its product is annotated as transmembrane protein 47-like. The record is from RefSeq and is a predicted model, not a curated record. The transcript has 3 exons. Bases 1 to 549 code for a protein of 182 amino acids. Gene Ontology annotation, biological process: cell-cell adhesion. NCBI's taxonomy places the organism in Eukaryota, Metazoa, Chordata, Actinopteri, Scombriformes, Scombridae. Gene Ontology annotation, cellular component: membrane; cell-cell junction.
AUGUCCUCUGCUGUCACAGAGACAGAGGAGUCGGCUCGCAGCUCCCCGCUGACACCGCUAAAGCUGGUCGGACUGGUGUGCGUCUUCCUGGCGCUCUGCCUGGAUGUGGGAGCCGUGAUGAGUCCGGCGUGGGUGACAGCUGAUGAUCAGUACUACCUGUCCCUGUGGGAGUCCUGCUGGAAGCCUGCAAGCACCGAGAACUGGCAGUGCAGCAGCACGCUGGGCUCAGACUGGCAGGUUGCUACGCUUGCCCUGUUGCUAGGGGGUGGAGCACUGGUGCUGAUGUCAUUCCUGGUCGCCCUGGUCGCUGUGUGCAUUGGCACGAGGCGGCGAUUCUACGCACCUGUUGCCUUCAUGCUCUUCGCCGCAGUUGUCCUCCAGGCCUGCAGCUUGGUCCUCUACCCCAUCAAGUUCAUCGAGAGCAUCAACCUGAGGAUCUACCACGAGUUCAACUGGGGCUACGGCCUGGCCUGGGGGGGCACCAUUUUCUCUUUCGGUGGUGGAAUCCUCUACUGCCUCAACCCCAAGAACUAUGAGGAGUACUACUAG